AUCUACCAUUCUCCAUCUCAUUCCCCUCUUCUGGGAAGCAGUCAACUGCCUCUCUACCCCGACCUCUAUAUAAAGUGAUAGGCAUAUAGUGUUGUGUUGGAACAUUAUUAACAAACACAGUAAUGAUGAGGUUCUUCGUCUCCGUCUUCGUCUUCGUCUUCGUCUUCAUCGUCCUUCUCCUUCAGCUGGUUCCUCCUUCCAACGCUGCAAUAUCUUCUCAAGUGGUCGAGACGCUCCCUGGUUUUCCUGGAAAACUUCCCUUCAAACUUGAAACUGGGUAUGUGGGAGUUGGCGACUCAGACAGUGUUCAGCUAUUUUACUACUUCAUUGAAUCUGAGAGAGAUCCUGAUGAAGAUCCUCUUGUGCUCUGGCUCACCGGUGGCCCGGGUUGUUCUGGUUUCUCUGGCCUCGUCUUUGAAGUUGGUCCCCUGUUAUUUGAUUAUGCCAAAUCUAGUAGUGGCAAAGUCAAAGUUCCGGUGCUGAAAUUGAAUCCAUACUCAUGGACCAAGGUAUCUAACAUGAUAUUCAUAGAUGCCCCCGUUGGCACUGGGUUCUCCUAUGCAACAAACUCAGAGGCAUAUGUAGCCGAUGACACAUCAUCUGCCACACAAACCAAUGAAUUUCUGAGGAAGUGGCUGUCGUCUCAUCCCCGGUUCCUGAAACAUCCUUUGUACAUCUCCGGUGAUUCAUACUCAGGCAUCAUUAUCCCUAUCCUUGUCAAUAAGAUCUCUGAUGAUAAUGACGCGGGUAUUAAGCCACAAUUGAAUCUAAAGGGUUACUCGAUUGGAAAUCCAGUUACAGAUGAAACUGUUGAUAAGAACUGGAGAGUUCCCUUUGCACACAGAACGGGACUUAUAUCAGAUAAACUUUAUGAGUCAACCAAAAGGGAUUGCCACGGUGAAUAUAUGGUUGUAGAUCCAAGCAACGCUGCAUGUUUAGGGGAUCUAGAAGUUGUUACAGAGUGCAUCAAGAUGGUAUUGAUUCCUAACAUAUUAGAGCCUAAUUGUGCUGCGGACUUGCCAAAACCAACGGAGUGGGACCAACCAGAAUUACUCAAAUGGGAUCCUAGUAUUGUCAAAGAGGAAUCCUUGGAGCUUGUUUCUACCCCUGAGCAUUCUGGACCAUGGUGUCGGUUUUAUAACUAUGUCUUCUCUUACAUUUGGGCUAGUGACGAAAAUGUUCAGGCUACCCUCCACAUUCGGAAGGGAACGAAGGAGGAGUGGUCGAGAUGCAAUAGGAGUUUAGCUUACACUAAGGAUGUCACAUGCAGUGUCCCAUACCACAAAAACCUUACACACAAACCCUACAAAGUUCUGAUUUACAGCGGAGACCAUGACCUGGCUGUUCCAUACGUGGGUACCAUGGCAUGGGUGAAGUCUCUGAACUUAACAGAAAGUAGUAAGUGGAGACCAUGGCAUGUCCAAAGUCAAGUUGCAGGAUAUACAAUGGAGUUUACGCAGAACAAUUAUAGCUUGACAUAUGCGACAGUGAAGGGAGCAGGGCACACAGCACCAGAGUACAAUCCUAUCCAAUGCUUGGCCAUGUUUUCUAGGUGGCUUGCUCGUUCUCCUCUGUAAAUAUUUCAUGUGUAAUUUCCAUCCAUUGCCACCUUAAUCUAUUGAAUAAGUUUAGGAGACGUUUUGUGUUUUCAAUCAUGCCGUCCACUAUGAGUGUUGUACUGUCUCAGUAAAUUUGCAGCAAACAAUCUUAUGUUAGGAAGUUUCCUAGUGAGGAAUGUGAUAAACAGAAUUGUUUGUUUGAAUAUGAUGGAGAGAAGUUUGGAUCCCACCUGGUCCAAUUGAGAUAAAGAAAAAUGUUUGAUUUUAGCA
This is a messenger RNA of Prosopis cineraria, 1829 nucleotides long. Its product is annotated as serine carboxypeptidase-like 18. Gene Ontology annotation, biological process: proteolysis; secondary metabolic process. The transcript has 14 exons. Bases 123 to 1577 code for a protein of 484 amino acids. Gene Ontology annotation, molecular function: serine-type carboxypeptidase activity; acyltransferase activity, transferring groups other than amino-acyl groups. The record is from RefSeq and is a predicted model, not a curated record. NCBI's taxonomy places the organism in Eukaryota, Viridiplantae, Streptophyta, Magnoliopsida, Fabales, Fabaceae.